CGUGACUGAUGUCAAUAAACCUGUGUGUCUUUGAAAAGGAGGCGCUAAAAGCAGCUGCAUCCAGCUAAAGAACCGGAGUGAUGCCUGCCUCUGAGCCGGUCCGGUUCGGUCGGAAACGUGCCCUGCCGUCCUGCCCAAACCCGCUGUUCCUCAAGUGGCUCACAGAGCUCCGGGAUGAGGCGAGGGAGAAAGGCCUGAAGAUCCAGUGCACCUACCAGAAGGCGAUCAACUCUUUGAAUAAAUAUCCAUUACCACUUCAAAACGCCAAAGAGGCAAAAAUUCUCCAAAACUUUGGAGAUGGGAUCUGUAAAAUAUUGGAUGAGAAACUCCAGCGGCACUACAGACAGAACGGUCCAGAAGCUCCCAUUCACUGUCUACCAGACAGAGCGCCAUCUGUUGGCAGACCAGACAAGAACUGCCUGGCUCUGCCUAGAAAGAAGAAUGCUGCUGGAGACCAAAGAGAAGAUAGAGGAGGAGGAGGAGGAGGGAGGAGGAAGAAGAGGGGUUAUGUCCCUCAGAAGAGGUCAGGGGGUUAUGCUGUGCUGCUCACUCUUUACAGACACUCAGAGAUUCCAGGCAGUAAAGGUUACAUGUUUAAACUGGAGCUGCAGACUGCAGCCCAACCUUACUGUGAUAAAUCCUUUACUGUGCCUGAUCUAGGCAGUAAGUACACCGCCUGGUCGUCAGUCAGCACUCUGAUCCAGAAGAAUCUGCUGAUAAAGACUCACAAUCCUGCAAGAUAUUCUCUGACAGAGGAGGGUGUGGCUUUGGCUCAGCGGCUGGAAGCAGAAGCAGGAGGAGGAGGAGGACCAGGAGGAGACAGAGGGGAGGUUAGAGGUGGAGGAGAGGAGGAGGAGGAGGAGGAGGAGGAGGAGGAGGAGGGGCGUCCUGGAGUUGUGGAUCUUACUGAGAGUGAUGAUGACGCAGAACAAGCAGACGACAGAACAGAUCAUACAGAGAAGCCGGCCGGUGUCACUCAGACACUCAGGAUGGAGGUGGAGGAGACGAGUUCUUCCAAACCUCAGGACUCUCAGAGCAGGAGGCCAGAUGCAGGACGUCUGCUGCCCGGAACCUACCAGAUUAUUCUCUGUGUGGACUUUAUUGAGACGACCGGCGGCAGCCACCACCGCAAGCAGGAGCUGGUCAAAGAGCUCCAGAGGAAUGGGGUCAACUUCGACAUCCGGAAGCUGAACGUCGGAGACUUCCUGUGGGUGGCUCGAGAAAAUGUCGCACCUAUUCCAGGUCAGCUGCGAGCGCCGCCCGGUCGGGAGCUGGUACUCGAUUACAUUGUAGAGAGGAAGAGGAUGGACGAUCUGUGCGGGAGCAUCAUCGAUGGACGCUUCAGGGAGCAGAAGUUUCGUCUUAAAAGGUGUGGCCUCCGUCGACCCAUUUACCUGGUGGAGGAGUGUGGCUCUGCUGCCUCUCACCUGAGUUUACCUGAAACCAGCCUGCAGCAGGCCAUCGUCAACACACAGGUGGUGGACGGCUUCUUUGUGAAGAGAGUUCAGGAUGUGCGAGAGUCUGCAGCCUACCUCACUGUCAUGACCCGAUACCUGACCAAACUCUACCAGAACCGUACGCUGGUGUGUCGCUCCAGAGAGCUGGAGGGGGAUGUAGGCGGUGACGAGGAGGAGGGGGGGAGGGGACUCCCCUCCUGUUCGCUCAUUUCUUUUGCUGAGUUUAACCACGGUGCCACCAAAAACAAGUGUCAGACAGUGAGGGAGGUGUUUGCACGACAGCUGAUGCAAAUCAGCGGUUUGUCUGGAGACAAGGCUGCGGCAAUUCUGGAGCAGUACAGCACCCCCCACAGUCUUCUGACGGCUUAUGAGAAAUGUUCAAGUGGAGCAGAGAAGGAGAACCUCCUGUCGUCCAUCCGAUACGGCAAACUGAAAAGGAACCUGGGUCCAGCUCUGAGCAGAACGGUCUAUCAGCUCUACUGUACACCAGGAGCCUUAUCAUAGACAGACGAACCUCUAAAUGCACAUGAACUCUAGGAUUUCACACCUCCAGGUUAUGUUUUCAAGAAUCAUGCUCAUUCAUCAUUGUCAUUUUUAAUUCCUCUUAAACUUGAAUAACCUAAACUUAAACCACGUGUUUAAAAAUGCUGCUAUAUUAUAAGCUAAUAUUUCUACUGGAGACUUCAGUGAAUCAUUUGUAAUAAAUGUGUUAUUUUUUAAAAAGUUUGUUGUUUUCUGUUCUUUUACAUGAGCCGGUCCUCGGCUCCUGCUCAUGUAGCUGUGGUUAAAUGCAAAGAAAAUGUUUCCCAACAAAUAAAGGUAACCAUUUACUUGCACAAUGU
Sphaeramia orbicularis (orbiculate cardinalfish) is the source of this 2299-nucleotide messenger RNA. It is a transcript of the gene mus81, whose product is annotated as MUS81 structure-specific endonuclease subunit. The transcript has 17 exons. Gene Ontology annotation, molecular function: 3'-flap endonuclease activity; crossover junction DNA endonuclease activity; DNA binding. Gene Ontology annotation, cellular component: nucleus; Holliday junction resolvase complex. Lineage: Eukaryota; Metazoa; Chordata; Actinopteri; Kurtiformes; Apogonidae. Gene Ontology annotation, biological process: DNA catabolic process; resolution of meiotic recombination intermediates; double-strand break repair via break-induced replication. The record is from RefSeq and is a predicted model, not a curated record. Bases 81 to 1961 code for a protein of 626 amino acids.